This is a messenger RNA of Moesziomyces antarcticus, 2133 nucleotides long. RefSeq names its product PIN domain-like protein. NCBI's taxonomy places the organism in Eukaryota, Fungi, Basidiomycota, Ustilaginomycetes, Ustilaginales, Ustilaginaceae. Bases 1 to 2133 code for a protein of 710 amino acids. The transcript has a single exon. The record is from RefSeq and is a predicted model, not a curated record. Gene Ontology annotation, molecular function: hydrolase activity, acting on ester bonds.
AUGGGCGUCAAGGGCUUGACAUCGUUUGUCAAGCAGAUCCAGCAUGUCGUGUCGGAGGAGGUGACCAUCCCGACCAAAAGCGCUGGCGAUGCAGCGAGCUCGUCGUCGGCCGCUUCGACUACUACAGGCCCUUUGAUCAUCGAUGGCUGGGCCUGGAUCUACCGGGCGUACCUUGACCACUUUGUCGAGUCUCUUCGUGGUGGCGACUAUGUCGGCUACAACCUGUACGUCCGUCAUUUCGUCAAUGCCCUCCGCCAAGCCUCGCUGGAGCCCAUUUUUGUCUUCGACGGACCGUAUCUGCCCCUCAAGAUCCCCACCGUUUUGUCGCGACUCGGAGAGACGGCUUCCAACAACUCGGCGUUCAUGCGCUCUUCGUCUCGAUCCAAGCCAGGCUUUCAGGUCUCAAUGGGCGUCUUCCCGCCCCUACUCUACGACUGCACGCUCGAUGCGCUCCGUCAGUGCAAAGUGCAGAUCGUCGUCGAGCAGAUCGAGGCCGACAGCGCAGUGGCCGAGCUCGCCGACAGGAUGAGCGGCUGGGCCGUCAGCAACGACUCGGACUUUUUCGUGCUCUGUGCGCGAGGAUCCCAAUGUCGAGGCUACGUGCCCAUCGACUCUCUUGCUUACCUCGUCCAGCCACCAGCUACGCAACAGGACAAGGACCAUGGAGCUGUCCACGCAGCCGCCGGCGAAGCCUUUGAAGACGAUGGCUUCGCACAGGUCGGAAAAGGUGGCAAGGCCAAGGGUCGAAGAGGUGCAAAGGUGGCCGUGCCGGCGCAGGCUCAGCUGCAGACGCUGAAUCGCCCUCCGCAGACGGCAGCGGAUGGCGUGUUGAGCGGAAUUCGCUUCACAUCGUACUCCUCCGUGAAGCUCGCUGCUGCGCUCGGCAUUCCGCCCUCCAUGCUCCCUCUGCUUGCAGCGCUCGUCGGCAACGACUACACGGCAAGCAUCCAGAGGCGUAUCCUGGAUCCUGCGCUUCCCUACGGACCCCAACGCAUCACGUUCAUCGCCAACGCCAUCAAGACCGAGACUCUGCGCAUGGCCUCCUCGGGCAAUCGCACGCCUGCUCUUCGAUCGGGCGCUGCCACGCCGUCUGCCUCCCGCACCGGACUUGGUCGAAGCGGUGCCAGCUGGGGCGCGCUCUCUGCUCGAGGUGGUGGCUCUGCCAUGACCUCUGCCACAGCUACCCCCAUCGGCGACACAAUGUACCCCAAGCUUGACGAGGCGCUGGCGGCGCUGGCGCUCAAUGACCCCGUCCGAUUCAUGGUGCAGAGCGUAAUUGAGCGCAUCCUAACUGGCGUUGCGCAGCACACUCGGGAUGCAUACGUUACGUCGGGAGAGCAGGACCAGCUGGUCGACGCAGUGAUCGACUCGGUGGCUACGUACUCGCUCCUCACCGACGCGUCUGCUGUGCAUCGCUCCACCCCCAGCGCCGAAUUCUUUGCAGGAGCGCAAGGCGACAAGCCAGCGUUCAGGAAGGGGCUGCAGAAGUAUCGCAAGGCCUACGACGACGGCCACUUUGACCGCAUGCUCGUCGAGUCGCUCACCCAGCGUAUCUGCACCAACCGAAUGGGGCCCGAAGAUCCAGACCAAAAGUCGAUCCAGUCGACGCACGCCCGCGACCUGCGCAGCUGCACCACCUCCACACUCUUCGCCAGCUUCGGCAUGGCCUGGGCGCGCGAGACGCUCGAAGAGCCACUGCCUCUGUCGGACCCAUCCGCGGAUGACGAGCUCGGCGAAGGCAGCCAUACGGGUGCCAUCCCGAUCCUUGCCGGGCCCGGACCGAACAAGGUCAACUGGGACGAGGAGGGUGAUCCGGACGAGCUGAUUCCUGUGCAGACCCCGCCCUCGUCGUUUGGCAGCUCCAUGUAUCAGGGCGACGACGGAGACGAGGAUGACGAAGAGGACGAAGAUGAGGUCAAGUCUCGGCCUGGUUCCGCUGCUGGCUUUGUCGACGAUGAGGUGGAGGGCAGAGUCAAGCCUCCGCCAGCCGUCUCAGACUACUGCCGCAAGGGCGAUCGAUACGUUGCCGACCUGGCCCCGAUCCUCAGCUUCGAUGCACUGGUCGCCAAGCAGCGCGGCGAACUCGGCAUCGAGCCACCACAGGCUCUGCGGAAAUACUUGCGCGCUCUCUAG